Rhinichthys klamathensis goyatoka is the source of this 2519-nucleotide messenger RNA. It is a transcript of the gene osmr, whose product is annotated as oncostatin M receptor. The transcript is spliced from 16 exons. Bases 42 to 2519 code for a protein of 825 amino acids. Lineage: Eukaryota; Metazoa; Chordata; Actinopteri; Cypriniformes; Leuciscidae. Gene Ontology annotation, molecular function: protein binding. The record is from RefSeq and is a predicted model, not a curated record.
CCGUCUCUGUGCCGACCAUUAUUAAACUUCAGGCUUUGGACAUGUGGACGCUGGAGAUGGAGUGGACAAUGAAUCAGAAAGAAGAACGCAGAAAUCAAAUACAAGUUUAUGAAAUACAAGUUGGACGCACAACAAACAUGGAUAUUGUCGACAGCAUCAAUGUUAGCAGAGGAUCACUGGACAUGGUUUGGACCUCGCAGCUCCCGCUGAACUGUGUUGAUCACUCUGUCAGAAUAAGGCUCAUCUCUGAUGAUUUACCAUCCAGCUCUUGGAGUUUAUGGAAAACCAACUACGGGGAGAUGAACUUGACUCACAAUGAAAUCCGGCUGUUCCCAGAUGGGCAGGUGUUACGGGACGGUUCCACGGUGAUGUUCUGCUGCAUUUAUCCCACAGAGACACAUAUCACCUCUAUGUUCUUCGGCAACACCCCCUACACAGUCAUCAACAUAAGCCCACAGGUCAAAGCCAUUAGAGUGGAAAACAUCAAAGCCACUAAUAGUUACGGUGUCAACUUCUAUACCAGUAUGGACCGUAAAGAUGUAGCAGUGAACUACGUCACCUUUCCUCCUGAGAAACCUGAGGACUUCAGAUGCGAGACCGCAGACAAGCGAAACGUCUCCUGCUCGUGGAAAACACGCAGAGCUCCUAAUCUACACGGCCCGCAGAGAAGCAACUACACAUUACUGAUCAAUGACUCCAGGGCCGUCAGCUGUAAUCCUGAAUCAAAUUCUGCAGCCUGCAGUUUUGAAGUCGUUCCACAGCAGAUCCACUACAACAUCACCUUACUUGUGACAAACAGUUUGGGGCGAGAGAGCGAGACGUACAUAUUCAAUAUCACAGACAGAGUUUUCCCAGUCCCUGUGCGUCUUGACGUGGCUGCAGGUGUGUUGGACUCAGUGGUGGUCUUACAGCUGAAUGGGAGUUUCAAAGGACUUCUUUUGAGUUGCCAGAUUGAAAUUGAACCAAGAGGGAGAAUACAGGAGUUAGAUAAGAAUGGAUCUGACUCGAUGCAGAAUUACACAUUCAGACUACAGCACCUGAAGCCCAGCACACGCUACUCCACUAGGGGACGCUGUGCAGUUCAGGGGAACGACUGGGGGCGAUGGACACGACAAAGGCCAUUCAUCACAGAGCCUCUAGUGACCAUAGAUCUGUGGAGACGAAUCAGGGACGAUCCCAAUCGCACCGUCACACUUCUGUGGAAAAAUGUCAGCAGCGACUCGUCGUAUAUCGAAGCCUAUGAGGUGUGUGUGAGCAACAGAAAUCCACAGAGGAGCGUGUGCAUGAAUGUCACGCAGAAACAGACGGAACUACCCUUAGAUGUUCACAUGUGUAACAUCACCGUGAGGGCCGUCACUCAAUCUGGCUUAUCUAUACCAUCCCACAUCACUAUUCCUCCAGCAUACACAGACAUACCGAAGGAGAAGAGGAUUAUGGGUAAUGGAAAGGAAUUUCAGCUCACCUGGAUGAGGGACUCUGUCGCCACAUGUGAUUACAUUGUAGAGUGGUGCAUGCUGGGUAUUGCCCCUCCCUGCAACUUACAGUGGAGAAAAGUCCCAGUUCAUCAGACCUCCUUAAACCUGGACGCAGAUUUUAAAGCAGGAGUUCAGUACAGAUUUAUUAUCUACAGCUGUAGCGCUGAGGGACACCGACCUCGUGAGAAACAGAUCGGAUACUUAAAAGAACAGGAGCCCAUGGAGUACCCUACACUGGACACUAACCCAAACAUAACUUGGUCAUCUGUAAACCUGAAAUGGAGUUUCAAUGAGGAGGAUCCGAGUCACGCUGGAUUCAUCACAGGAUAUGUGAUCACGGUACAAGAAGAUUCAGAGGCCGGCUCCGAUCUCAGUUCCUUCAGACGGUUCGUGGACGAUCCUCACAGCAAGUCUUUCACAGUGAGUGGUCUCGAGGAGGAGCAGCCGUACACAUUUCACCUGGCAGCGUGUACAUCUGCAGGCUGUGGACCCGAGACCACCGCCACCUUCAGAACCAGAAAGAACCAUUACCUGAUGACGGCCAAGAUUUUGAUUCCUCUCCUGGUUUUGGUGUGUUGUUGCAUUUGUCUGUGGACAAACAGAAGCACGCUAAGAGGAUUUCCAAAAGAAACCUUCGGCUUUCUGCACAUAAAAGCACUGGACCUGGAUGAUGAUCUUUAUGAAGCGAGUGAAAAAAUCCAUUCUCUGAGGACAGAGGACUGCCAAUGGUGUGACGUCGAGAUUUUGCCGCCCACCGUGGCAGAGAAAACCUGGUUAGCGAGCGCAGAGGAUCCGAAUUGUUCGUUCAUUGGCCCUAAAGUCACGCCGCACUCGUUCCUGACACCAUCAUACCAUCCCACCGCAGGUCUCACAAACUUCACAUACAUGUACUCUGUGCAGCAAGACGUGCCUUCAGAGCUGCUGGAGACCCCUGAGACAGAAGCCACAAGACAGGAGUCUGACAUCUCAGGCUUUUCAAGUGGCUAUGUCACUUCUGUAGCCACGAAAACUCAGUUAUGUGAUAUUCUAUACACACCAAAGUAA